GCGGCGGCGGCGGAGGAGGAGGAGAGUUAAAAUGGAAGAUGAGGAGGUCGCGGAGAGCUGGGAGGAGGCGGCCGACAGCGGGAGCAUCCCCAAUGACUACGACAUGCAGAGCUUACCCAGUGGAGCGCAACUGCUUGUCAAUUUCCAUCUGGAGAAGCACUAUGGGCAGGAAAUAGAUAGACGGUUGGAAAAGAAACUGAAGAUUACACAAAAGGAAAGCAGAAAAUCAAAAUCUCCUCCCAAAGUGCCGAUUGUCAUUCAGGACGACAGCCUUCCCUCAGGUCCUCCUCCACAGAUCAGGAUCUUAAAGAGGCCCACAACUAACGGUGUGCUUAGUAACCCCAACUCUGCGAGCAGACCAGCUUUUCCGGUAAAGUCUCUGGCACAGAGAGAGGCAGAAUACGCAGAAGCCAGAAAACGAAUUCUGGGCAGCGCAAGCCCAGAAGAGGAACAGGAGAAACCCAUUCUAGACAGGCCAACAAGGAUCUCCCAGCCAGAAGAUUCCAGGCCAUCCAAUAAUGUGAUACGGCAGCCACUGGGUCCUGAUGGUUCACAAGGCUUCAAACAACGCAGAUAGAUGUGGGCAAGCGAUCAUGCUGUCGAAAGCAGGGUCCGCUGCCACGGGUUGCACUGCCGUGGUGGACAAAUGGACUUGAGCAGA
Emys orbicularis (European pond turtle) is the source of this 661-nucleotide messenger RNA. It is a transcript of the gene SZRD1, whose product is annotated as SUZ RNA binding domain containing 1. Lineage: Eukaryota; Metazoa; Chordata; Testudines; Emydidae. Bases 32 to 577 code for a protein of 181 amino acids. The transcript has 5 exons. The record is from RefSeq and is a predicted model, not a curated record.